Ilex paraguariensis (yerba mate) is the source of this 429-nucleotide messenger RNA. The record is from the annotation of a GenBank genome assembly. Lineage: Eukaryota; Viridiplantae; Streptophyta; Magnoliopsida; Aquifoliales; Aquifoliaceae.
AUGGCCUUCUCCUCCACAAGCUCCUCCACUGGCAGAACCAGCUGCACUCCUUCGCCACCUCCCAAAUCCUACAAUCCCUCCUCCCAUUUGCCCAUCAAAUUCAAUAAAUUUACGUCUUGCCCUUCGACCACCACCGCCAAGACCUUUCCGAUCGUUUGCACUCUAGCCAGAGAAUCGACGAGCCGUCAGCCAAUGGUGGAGGAGAAGAAAGAGUCCGAACCGGUGAUUCUUCUGCGGCCGGACUCCUUCGGCCGGUUCGGAAAGUUUGGCGGGAAGUAUGUUCCUGAGACCUUAAUGUACGCUCUCACCGAGCUUGAGUCCGCAUUCAAAUCUCUCGCAGGAGACCAAGACUUUCAGAAUGAGGGAAAUGAGAUUGAAUUUCUAACGAAAUGGGAUGAAAUUUUCUACGGACGUCUUCUAUUGCUCUGA